Molecule: messenger RNA, 3673 nt
Organism: Zootermopsis nevadensis
Lineage: Eukaryota; Metazoa; Arthropoda; Insecta; Blattodea; Termopsidae
Source: RefSeq, a predicted model, not a curated record
GCCAUUUUGUGAAUGGUCCGCUGUGUGGGUGGUGGAAAAACUGUCAUUGAAGUUUAAAAGUGUUUUAAUAUAUUUCUGUACAGGACAAUUUAAGAUAGUGAAGGCCGGUGUUGUUAAUAUAAACAAUAAUAAGUUUGAGAAAGGAGUUUACAGAAGAUUCUUCAGGGACAGAAAACUGGUUUGAUAGUUACCAACGGCCGCAGUUGCCCUAACCGGUUUCCAAUAAGACGUUUGAGCUGCCAACCGCGGUGUUUUCAGAAACGCAACCGCGCGGUUGGUGAAGGAUUGCUGUACUCGAAGUUCUCUUCUCUUCUAAUUCAUCGGUGCUGAGACAUGUCAAGUAUGUACAGGUCUAAUAUUCGGCCCAGGUAGUGAGUUUGUGCGUUACACCCUUUAAAGACUGCAACACGCAACACCGUGAUGCAGGAGACACCCACUGAACUCAGUCCUCGAAGGCAACUGCUCUGCAACACAGUGAUCAUUGUCUGCAGACGGUUGGACAGACAAUUGGACAUGGCGAAGCUAAUUCAGAUUUCAACCAUGAGUAACAAACAAACAUCAGUUCCUCGGUGGAGCCUUGUAUUGUUGCUCUGCUGUUCCAUCGGGGUGUGUUCUGGGUGCCCGGAGCCAUGUGAAUGCUACAAAGCGUGGGACAGAAGCAUUAUAGCGAACUGCACACGGAAAGAUCUGGCAUUACUUCCAGAAUUUGAGGAAGAUGUCGCACAACUCGACAUCAGCUACAAUGACCUAGGAACCCUGCAACAUCUCUGGAAUUCUUCUGGUUACCUUUCACUCAAAGAGUUGCGUGCAGAUGCAGCGAGAAUCCAGUACAUAUAUCCAGGAGCUUUCAGUCACAUGGCACAGUUAUUAAAACUCUUUCUCAGGUAUAAUUUUAUAGAGAAUCUUGAGCUCGGAGUGUUCGAAGGUCUAGAAAGCUUAGAGGAACUAAGAUUAGAAGGGAACAGGCUUCAAGGAGUAAGAGCACAAGUAUUUCAAAAUAUGACCCAAAUGGUAGAAUUGUAUUUGCAUAACAACCAAAUAGAAAUUAUAAGCCCUGGUGCAUUUGACGGUUUAAAUUGUUUAAAAAUAUUGUCAUUAUCCAAUAACUUUUUAGCUCGCCUGGCAUCACAGACAUUUUAUGGUCUUACGAGGUUGGUGGAUUUGAGACUUCAUAGAAAUUAUAUGAAAUUUCUGGAUCUUAUGUUAUUUCGGACUUUAACAAAUUUGAGAUACUUACGAUUUAAUGAUAAUGAGAUAGAGGAAGUGGUACUUGGUACAUUCUCAGGGUUACAGAGUUUGGUCAGUCUGAAUAUGAAUGGAAAUUGCCUAAGGCAGUUACAGUAUAAUCACUUCAGUAACGUGACAGGCAAGCAAAGCCAAGCACUCGGAAUAUUCGCCGGAUUGUCAAAUUUGGUUUAUCUUCAUGUAAGUGACAAUCUGUUAGAAGAACUGGGGUCAGUCGUAUUUAAAGAUCUCGUGAGUCUGAAGUUUCUAGACGUGUCCCGAAACAGGUUAAUAACGUUAAAUGAACAUACGUUCUUACACAACACCCUUUUAACUGACCUACGUCUGUCGAACAAUCCAAGACUUACAGCGCCCAGGAACGCAUCAUUUAUCAAUGUCAAGUCUCUUCAAAGCCUGCAUCUCUCGAACUGUAGAAUAACAGACCUGACCGAAAGAAGUUUUAAAUAUCUUCCGAAUCUUCAAGAUAUCCGAUUAGAUCGUAAUUCACUCAAGACACUCAAGGUAGACACUCUUACUGGCCUGAUGCAUCUUUCACAGAUUUCUUUAUAUGGUAAUCCUUUAGUAUGUGAUUGUGAACUUAAGAAGACAUGGCAGUGGUGUCACAGUAAUAACGUGCAUCUGACACAUAAAAAUUCGUUUUGUAUACAAAAUAGGAAUAUGGUCAGAAUGUCUUGGGAUUUGCUUGAAUCCUUUACGUGUUCCGACUACUCUUCAGGACGAAUGUUCUUUGAGUCAUUUCACUCGUUCGUGGAACCGGUAGUGUAUGCAAUUAUUUUGCUGUCAGGCGCAACUGGUACUGGUGCAUUAUUGUUGAUUUUUACUACUUAUGAAAGGAUUCUUAAAAUCCCAAACGCCUGUAUAUUCAGUAUAGCUGUAGGCGAUUUUAUAAUGAUAAUGGUGUUUUUGCCUAUGAGCUUUGUCAAUGCCUUCACGGAAGUUUGGAAAUUUGGACUUCCGCUGUGUAAAAUAUUCAUUUUCUCACGUGACCUGACAGUUGGUGUAACUGUGUUCUCUGUGAUGUUGUUUGCUCAUCACACUUACACUUGGACAGUUCUCUCCUGCCGGUUACGAAAUUGUGGAUUUGGUUCUUCUUCAAAAGCAGGCGUGUUUAACGUGUUUGGGAUUUUGUUUGUGGCUGCCGCCCUUGCAUUUCCUGCUUUUCUCUGGGCAUCAAAUGAUUCCGGAAAAUGUAGUUACGCCCCAAAUAAUGAUGGCGUUAAUUUUAUCCCCUACGUGACAUUAAUACAACUGUUCAUUUAUUCCAUAAUGCCUUUAUGCUUUAUUGUGUUAAUUUAUACUGUAACAGAAAGGUAUAUAGUUUUUAAAUCACCCAAACUUGCUGGAAAACUAGAUGAAAAGAAAAUGUGUAUAAGGAAAGAACUUUCAAAAGUGGCUGUAAUUUUGUCUAUCGUUUUAUUUGUAAGUUACGCACCAAAUAUAAUCAUGAGGGUUUUAAUAGGUUUCUCUAUUGUAAAUCAAAAUUUGGACAUUACUAAAGUUUUCGUCUUCUUAACUGACUGCUUGUUUUAUUCAAAUACUUGGCUUAAUCCGCUAGCACUCUACUGCACCUGCAGUACAUACAAGAGUAAUUUCAAACGGAUUGUUUAUUGUGAAAGAUUCAGAAAGCAGAGGCCGAAGCCAAGAGACUCUACGUCACACGCAGCAGCUUCAGAGGGACCAAGUUCAGUUGCAGAAAUUCGCUACUGAGCACAUCCGUGACCAGUGUGUGUUCAUAGCUAAUCUCUAGAACACUAUUACGUAUCACGUGCUUUAACAUUCAGUGACUUUGCGUUUCACCCACAGAGUACAUACAGAUUUUAUGAAUCUCGGAACAAACAUCGAUUAUAUUCUUAACCACUAUUAACCAACUGGUCUCUGCAAUGGAGACGCUUAGUGCUUUUCUUUAAGUGAAUUCAAUUAAUAUUGCUUUUAACUUUUAUUAACAAGGACGAACUUCAAAAUCACAGAUAGUACUAAUAAAAAAGACUCGGAUGACUCUUCUGAACAUUAAUAAUGCUUCCUUACAGUCUCUAUUGUUGGAAAGGUAGUGAACAGUGUAGAAAUAAUACUGGUAUAACAGUUUUGUGAGUGUUUGUACCUGUGAAUGCAUUAUGAACUAGAAUUUUGACUUAAAUACGUCUAUACGGAAGGGUCAUUCAGCAACAAUGCUUUACUCCUUUACCUAAGAAACUAAUUGUUAUGUCAUCUAUUUACUCGGCAUUGUUGUGUUACAUUACUGCCGUCAAGAAUCUGCUUUCGUUAUUGCGGAAAGAGCUGAGCUGUGAAUCGCUUUUAGAAGAAGUAGAUAACAUUUUGCUGUUAAAAACAUUUCAGAAAAUCACAAGUCCUUAUCUUAUAUAAGAACUAUUAAGAGAUCUGUGAUACUGCCCUCCACUCUCUCCAUUUUAGUUUUGAUUAAAUUGAUCGU